Molecule: messenger RNA, 1259 nt
Organism: Aphidius gifuensis
Lineage: Eukaryota; Metazoa; Arthropoda; Insecta; Hymenoptera; Braconidae
Product: histidine-rich glycoprotein-like
Exons: 9
Coding region: 21-1259 (412 amino acids)
Source: RefSeq, a predicted model, not a curated record
CGUUUCUGAAAUACGAUACAAUGAUGUCCACGACGUGGAUCCUAAUUCUCGUUGGAUUUGCGGUUGGAACUGCUGAUGCAGAAUACCAAGAUCCACGAACGAGAAAUCAUAAUCAAAAAAUUGCUUUACAAUUUGACCAAUCAUCGGGAAAUAAUAUUUUGAGAAGAGUACCAAGAGAUAUUAAUACUGCUCGAAUGAUUAUUGAUAAAACUGCUAAUAAAACUCCAAAGCAGAAACCAUUAGCAGAAGUGAAUCUUCUUGCACAAGAGUUUUCUUCAUUGAGACAAGUGAAAAAAAAUAAUAUUCCUAAUGAUAAAUUUCCAGCUGUUCCUGUUAAACUUGAAACAGUAGCAGCUGAAGCAUCAGAUCGUAUUGAUUUUCUUGAAGCGGGAAGAUACAAUGGACCUUAUCAACGUGACGGUCAUCAUCAUAGCUAUCACGGUCAUAAACAUGGUCAUCAUCAUGGACAUGAGCAUAAAGAAGGUCAUCAUCAUAAACAUGGUCACGAACAUAAGCAUGAACAUCAUCAAGAUCAUAAGCAUGCUCAUCACGAAGAACACAAAAUAAAUUUUAUAUUGAAAUUAAUUUUUAUCCAUAAAAACAAGGGGCAUCAUCACAAACAUGGACACGAACAUCAUUCACAUCAUCAACAUCAUGAAGAGCAUAAGCAUCAUGGCGAGCAUCAUCAUCAUCACAAACACAGUCAUCACAAUGAACAUCACCACCAUCAUGAACAUCAUCAUGUUAACGAACAUCACCAUCAUCAUUCACACAAAGAGGUUGAAAGUCAUCAUCAUCAUCACGGCCAUAAACACAAAGAAGAUCAUCAUCACAAAGAAGGACACGAACACAAGCACGAGCACAAACACGAACACAAACAAGAACACAAAGAAGAUCAUCAUCACAAGCAUCAUCAUGGUCACCAUCACAAGCAUGGCCAUGAUCACAAACACAAAGAGGAACAUGAACACGGUCAUCAUCAUGGUCACCAUCAUAAGCAUCAUGAAGAUCACAAGCAUGGCCAUGAAGAGCAUCACGGACACAAACAUGACCAUCAUCAUAAAGGAUAUGGCGAACACGAGGAACAUGAAGAACAUGAUUUUAAUGAAGGUGGAUAUAAUUUUGAUGCAACAGAAAAUCGUGAGGCAUUUAGUUUUCCUGGUAACCCAGUUGUUCAAGCCAACGAUGAAAUUGGUCUACUCGAUAUCCAAAAACAUGGAGCCUCAGCACAAGAGAGAUUACCAAUUGUUGCUGUAUAA